Molecule: messenger RNA, 1435 nt
Organism: Coregonus clupeaformis (lake whitefish)
Lineage: Eukaryota; Metazoa; Chordata; Actinopteri; Salmoniformes; Salmonidae
Exons: 6
Coding region: 447-1148 (233 amino acids)
Source: RefSeq, a predicted model, not a curated record
UCUCGGCAACUCCCUGGUAAUUAUCUGAACACGACAACAAUGUAGUCUAACUGUAUUGUAGCCUACAACAUUUCAUGUCAUACAAAGAAACAAUGGCUUCCACAAUGGAUCGGGUGUUCAUGAUCAGAGCUGUUUGAAUGUGACUUACACCCAUCAGAGUAUCUGUUCCUUGAAGGGGUCAACAGUGGACGUUACUUGCACUUAUAGACAUCCCAGCUGGCAUAACGUCACAGAAGUAUCCUGGUUCAACAAAUGGGAUUCUGGAGUUACUGCUGAUCUAAGCCAGGACCCAGAGUAUGCAGGUCGUGUGAAGUACCUUCCAACUACAGACAAACACUCCACCCUGAGAAUCACAGACCUGAGAGAGAGUGACUCUGCUGAAUACAAGUUUAGAUUUACAACAACUGAGGUAAAAUGGGGAUACAGCUUCCCUGGAAUAACUCUGAAUGUCACAGCCCUUUUCAGACUUGCAGGUGAAGGAGACUCCUGCCACAGAGGAAGGGAAGGUGACACUGACCUGUAGCACCACCUGUACGCUAACUGACAACUCCAACCCCUCCUACAUCUGGUACAAGAACAGACAACGUCUCACCAACCCAAACACCCAAGAUAACUACCUCUCCCUAGACCAAAUCAGCAGUGAGGAUGCAGGCAGCUACUCGUGUGCUGUAAAAGGCUACGAGAAUCUCCGUUCUCCUGUUACAUUUGUUGGGGAACCAAAGUCUUUGAAGAAUCCAAUUGUAGGAAUCAUAGUUGUUGUUCUAAUUCUCAUAAUCUGUCUCCUUGGGUUCAUGUGGUUAAGAAGGCCUCCAUUAUCCACGUCUGACACACAAGACAGGAGAGACACAGUAGAGAAUGGACAGAGAGACUCUAAUCCAGUGUAUGACAACGUCUCAGGCAUGCCCAUGGCCCCUACUGCAGCACAGAGACCAAUCACAGACGAGCAGGAUGACGUUACCUACGCAAGCAUCCAACACAGAAACCAGGAAGUGCCUCUGUACUCCACCGUCCCACCCCCAGAAACAGGACCAGGAUUUCCAAUAUGCUACUGUGAAAUUCAACAGCCCCAGUGCUGCUCAAUAGACAUUGGGUUGGAUUCAAUCAAAUCAUGGAAACCAACCAGCGUCGGAGAGGGGGAGCGGGAGUAGACUUGACAGUAUCCCCCCCUCUCCAGCCACAGGACAACGCCGGCCAGAAGGAUGGCCCCGAGGGUGAGGAGCGGGCCGGUCCGGAACUGGGAUGAUGUUGUGAUCUUUAAUGUCGUCUACCGGAACCCAAACCGCUCCUCCGGACCGUACCCCUCACAGUCCACUAGGUACUGGAGCCAACCCCCAUGACGUCGGGAGUCCAGGAGGUAACUGACUGCUUAGGCGGGGCUUCCCUCGAUGUCCAGGGGAGGCAGAGGGGGACGGCAUCAGCCAGGGGACCAGGAACC